Messenger RNA from Guillardia theta CCMP2712, 3552 nucleotides. RefSeq lists its product as hypothetical. The transcript is spliced from 8 exons. Lineage: Eukaryota; Cryptophyceae; Pyrenomonadales; Geminigeraceae. The record is from RefSeq and is a predicted model, not a curated record. The annotation marks the transcript as partial.
CUCUCGCCAACUCUCGGCGACUGAUCUUGCAAUGCCUGGUCUCAAAGCUUCGCCGAGGAGCUUGAGCCCCCUAUACAUUGCCGGCCCUCUAGUCCUUAUCGUCGGGCUCGUUCUUGUGGUCCAGAGGCCGUCGGAUCUCCCAGCUGAGCUCGACGAGAAGUUUUUGAAUGAGAGGGCGGCGGAGAUCGAGAAGACCCUUCACUCCCUGGAGGGAAAGCUAGCUUCAGUCAAAGGCAAGGGUUCAGCCCCUCCUUCGAUCUACAGGAUGCCAGGACAAGAGUGGACGGCUGAGGAUGAGGAGGAUUAUGACAAGAAGAUGGCUGAGGCGGUGGGGGAGGAUGGGACAAGGCCGUACAAGGGUCUGAAGCUUCCUCCUUCGUUUCUUCCCAUCUCUGACCCCAAGGUGCAAGAGUCCUAUGCUCAGAACCUUGUAUCCCUCCUGCGCAACAUGAAGGCGGGGUAUGUGGAGGAGAUGCUGGAGUGGGCUGAGAGCGGCAAGUCCACUGAGAACCCUUACAUCUUGCCCAUCGUGGAAGGGAUUGAAGCUCCUCUCAUCAAGAACUUGGACGCCGAGGCUCACGAGCGCGUGAAGGAGACUGUCCGCGACGUCGGGCUGCGAAAGAACUUGAAUGCUGAACAGAUGAAGAAGAUGCGAUCCAGGCUCUUGGUGCCACUGCUCCUGAGGAUAAGGGCCCGCGUUCAUCAUCAGGUGGAGGUCUAUGUCAUCUCGAUGCUCAGGAGAGUCAUUCUUGGCUCGUCCCUGCCUGGCUCUGGUCACUCGGGCAGCGCAAAGAUGGGGAUCGCCGCUCCGUUGGCUGGGGAGCAGAACAAGCCGUCCGACGACAUGCAGAUGGAGUACGAACUGCGUGACAUCGACGGGCUCUACCAGAAGGGUGUGAUUUCGAAGCGCGACUAUCACGCUCAGAAGGCCAAGGUUCUGUCCGAAUGGCUGGGAGUUGCGAUCAAGCAGAUCGGUGGAAAGUCUGCAGCCAGGAGGGCCCUGGAGGAUUUCCUGUGGCCUCCUAUCAAGACUGUGUCCGGCUGCCGUUGCCUCUUGCCCUUCAAAUAUGACGUCCCGGAGCUCAAGGACCAUACCAUCAAGUACGACGUCUGUACAGACAUUGGGUCACCAGGGAAGGCAUGGUGUGCAGUGGACCCUGCGGACGGGGAGUGUGGCAAGUUUGGAUCCCCCAAGAGCUCCAGCGAUCCCAAGGCCACAGUGAAGGAGGGAGGGUAUGGAUGGACUCACUGGGACUUCUGCAUGAGCCAGCCUGCUCCUCACGAUGAGAAGUUCUUGCCCUCCCCCGCUCCUAAGGUCGUCACUGAGAAGGGCUGUACCUGCAAGCUCCCCUUCGAGUUCUACCCCAGGUCGCUCGGGGGGCUGCAGAAGCUUGAGCUGUACGCCUGCACCCUACAUGGCGGCCAUGGCACUCACUGGUGCGCCACGGAAGGAUCUUGCGGCCGCACCGGAACGCCAGAGAGCAAGUACGGCGACUCGAGACUGUCCUGGACCCAUUGGGACAAGUGUGUGGGAGAACCGGCGGGCUUCUUGGCCUUGCCGCCCAAGCCAGCCACCACUGUUCAGGGAUGCACGUGCAAGACGACUUGGUCGUUCGAGCCGUGGGAUCUCGGGGGCAAGAGGGUCAUCUACAACGGAUGUGUUGAUAUCGACAGCCCGGGCACGGCAUGGUGCGCGGUUGAAGGAGAUUGCGGUACGACGUCCGCAGACCCCAAGGCAGGAACCAAGUCCGGGCAGUAUGGAUGGACGCACUGGGACAUUUGCGAUGACAAGUAUCAGCCCACGGAGCUGGUGGCUGACUUGAGCAAGGGCAUUGUGCCCCACCCUUUGCCUUUCGUCCGCACGGAGAGUGGCUGCUCCUGCAUGUUCCCCUUCAAGAUCGCCAACGCGGAAACCAACCACGAGGUGAAGGAGUUCAACACCUGCCAGAGGUUCGGCAUGCAUGCGGCUUGGUGCCCCGUGAAUGAGCAGAGCUGCGGCAAGAAGAGCGACUUGCCGCAGGCGUACAAGGGGCCGGGAGGCUUCGGGUGGUCGAGGUGGGACAAGUGCAUCGGAGAGCCUGCUGGUUUCCUGGCUCCCCUCAAGCCCAAGUUGAUGACCCGCCAGGGCUGCGUGUGCAAGCAGCCGUGGGUGUUCCAGCCCUCGAGCCUCGCUGGACAGGAGGUGACGUACUUGGGCUGCACUGAUAUCGGCAGCCCCAACCAGGCCUGGUGCGCCAUCGACCCUGUGGAGUCGCCCAACUGCGGCAUCCAGAGUAACGACCCCCGCGCUAAACUGACGCCGAGGGGGUACGGGUGGGACCACUGGGACUACUGCAUGGAGCAGGUGGAGUCGCACGAGCAGGGAGUGAUGCCCUACCCCUCCCAGUCCGUCAGCACGUUGCAAGGCUGCAAGUGUAAGAUGCCCUACACCAUCACCCCCCCGGGCCUCGGCUACUCCGUUACCCUCACCACCUGCACCCGCUAUGGCCAGACCAAGAGCGGCAUGGAGAACUUCUGGUGGUGCCCGGUGGAGGAGUCGACGUGCGGCUACACGGGCAAGACGGCAUCGGGGGAGACGAUGCAGUGGGACAAGUGCGUCGGAGAUCCUCCGGGAUGGUUGGAGCCGGAGCCUGUGAAGACUGUCGACGGGUGCGAGUGCCUGCUCCCCUUCGAGUACUCCCCGCCUGUAUUCGGCCAGAGCAGCAACCGUAUCGUCUACACGUCCUGCACGGACAUCUCAAGCAGCAAGGGAGGCGCCUGGUGCGCUACCAAGGGAGCCUGCGGGAAGAAGAGCAACAGCAAGAUGGCGCACACGGGACCCGGAGGGUUCGGAUGGACUCACUGGGACAUCUGCAAGGAGCAGCCGGAGAAGAGGCCGCUCAUAGCUGGCACCGACCAGCCGCAGCUGCCCGACGUCAUCCCCAAGGUUCGCACGCAGAAUGGCUGCACGUGCCGCCUGCCCUUCAAGUACGCUCCUUCCGAGCUGUGCAAGGUGAAGCCGCUGAAGGACUCGGCGUGCCAGCUGGAGGGAGGAUACAUGCAGCAGGGAUGGUGCGUCAUCUGCGAUGACAAGACAUACACGGAAUGCACGAGGGCGGAUCAGGACGCAGCAUGGUGCGCGGUGGAGGGGUCUUGCGGCACCAAGAGUCAAGACGCUAAAGCGAUCAACGGCCAGUAUGGUUGGACACACUGGGAUCUCUGCAUUGGCCAGCCUGCUGGAUUUCUGCCAGUCCGAUCGGUUGUAGUGAAGGACCAGCGAAGCUCCUUGUCGCAGCAGCAUGCAUCCACGGUCACCGUAGAGAAGGUCGUGAUGAAACACGGGCACAAGGCCAUCGAGCGUGUAGCUGAGCAGGGGCCCAUUGGGCAUGAGAAAGUUGCGGCAAAGGGUCAGAAGAGACGGGGAAGAGAUCAGGAGAUGAAGCAGCUCGAAGACGAGAUGAGAUCAUCCCUACACACGUUAAAUAAGAAGCUUCAGCAGCUCGACGAGGAAUCCGCUGCCUCGUCCUCCUCACCUCUCCUCGCCAUGGCGACUUUGUGUAACCUUGUGGUGAU